Messenger RNA from Cololabis saira (Pacific saury), 5820 nucleotides. It is a transcript of the gene camk2b1, whose product is annotated as calcium/calmodulin-dependent protein kinase (CaM kinase) II beta 1. The record is from RefSeq and is a predicted model, not a curated record. Gene Ontology annotation, cellular component: neuron projection; cytoplasm. NCBI's taxonomy places the organism in Eukaryota, Metazoa, Chordata, Actinopteri, Beloniformes, Belonidae. Bases 229 to 2313 code for a protein of 694 amino acids. Gene Ontology annotation, biological process: protein phosphorylation. The transcript has 25 exons. Gene Ontology annotation, molecular function: ATP binding; calcium/calmodulin-dependent protein kinase activity; calmodulin binding.
CGCUGUCAGACACAUGAGACCAGGGAGAAGGAGAAACCCCUCACUGGCAGCUCCGUCCGUUCAUAUCAAAGCCUCCGUCACUCGGCACCUCUCUAAAAAGGCUCCAACGGCUGGUUAGCUGCUGGGCGGACCCCUAUUCUUUUAUAAAAGUAAUUUCAGCCCCCCAAAAAUAACAGUAAUUACCCUCGGAGUUGUUUGAGGAGAAGACGCGAGAGACAGGGGAGAGACAUGGCUACGACAACCUGCACGCGAUUCACAGACGAGUAUCAGCUAUACGAGGAGCUGGGCAAGGGAGCGUUUUCAGUGGUGCGCAGAUGUGUCAAGCUGGCCACAGGACAGGAGUAUGCCGCCAAAAUAAUCAACACCAAAAAGUUGUCGGCAAGAGAUCAUCAGAAGCUGGAGCGAGAAGCUCGGAUCUGUCGCCUGUUGAAACACCCCAACAUUGUUCGUCUUCACGACAGUAUAUCAGAGGAGGGCUUCCACUAUCUCUUGUUUGACUUAGUGACCGGAGGGGAGCUGUUUGAGGACAUCGUAGCCAGAGAGUACUACAGUGAAGCUGAUGCCAGUCAUUGCAUCCAGCAGAUCCUGGAGGCAGUGCUUCACUGCCACCAAAUGGGCGUGGUGCACCGGGACCUGAAGCCAGAGAACCUGCUUCUUGCAAGCAAGUGUAAGAAUGCUGCCGUGAAACUGGCCGACUUUGGUCUGGCCAUCGAGGUGCAGGGGGAUCAGCAGGCCUGGUUUGGAUUUGCUGGUACACCAGGGUACCUGUCCCCUGAGGUUCUGAGGAAGGAGGCAUAUGGCAAACCUGUGGACAUCUGGGCCUGUGGGGUGAUCCUCUACAUCCUGCUGGUGGGUUACCCUCCUUUCUGGGACGAGGACCAGCACAAGCUGUACCAGCAGAUCAAGGCUGGCGCUUAUGAUUUCCCGUCGCCGGAGUGGGACACAGUAACCCCGGAGGCCAAAAACCUGAUCAACCAGAUGCUGACGAUCAACCCAGCCAAGAGGAUCACUGCCCAGGAGGCCCUCAAGCAUCCAUGGGUCUGCCAACGGUCUACAGUGGCAUCUAUGAUGCACAGACAGGAGACCGUGGAGUGCCUGAAGAAAUUCAACGCCAGGAGGAAACUCAAGGGGGCCAUUCUCACUACCAUGCUGGUUUCUCGAAAUUUCUCUGUUGGCAGCAGGCAGACCACCGCUCCAGCCUCUGUGACUGCGGCGGCGGCCGCGGCGGCUGCAGCCGCCGGCACCACCGCAGGGCUGGUGGAACAAGCCAAGACCUUGCUCAACAAAAAGGCUGAUGUUAAGAAACGCAAGUCCAGCUCUACUGUCCAGUAUAUGCCGCAGACAAACAGCACCAAAAACAGCAUAGUCACCAGCCCCAAAGGAAACAUCCCUUCACCUGCUCUGGAACCUCAGACAACUGUCAUCCAUAACCCAGUGGACGGGACAAAGGAAUCGUCGGACAGCAGCAACACCACCGUGGAGGAUGAAGACGUGAAAGGGAAGAGUUUAGACAGCAGCUCGCUCAAGGCGCAGUCCAGCACCAGCUCCCAGCCCGAGAGCCUCCAGAGCUCCUCAGCCGCCGUGCACUCUGCCACAAAGUUCGGUGACCUGCUGAGUUCGGUGCGCAGGGCCUCAGUACCCGUCACCGACGGAGACGGGAGAUCCAGCACUCCACCUCCCGCCGCCCUGUCCGCCCCCUCCCCUCCACACACCCCUGUCGCCCCCAUGCAGAUGUCCCGGUUCACAGACCUGGUGAGCAGCGUUCGCAGGGCAGCCCCGGCCCCUGCACCCGAGAGUGACGCCGCACCGGUGCCGGCACCCGUCGCCAAGCCCACCCCUCCACCUGCACACACCACCUCCCCGCUGCCCCCCCACCCCUCCUCCAGCCCCUCCCCGUCCUCCUCCCAGACACGCAAACAGGAAAUCAUCAAGAUCACCGAGCAGCUGAUAGAGGCCAUCAACAACGGAGACUUCGAAGCAUACGCCAAGAUCUGUGACCCUGGACUCACUUCCUUCGAGCCGGAGGCGCUGGGAAACCUGGUCGAGGGGAUGGAUUUCCAUAGAUUCUACUUUGAGAACCUUCUGGCUAAGAACAACAAGCCCAUUCACACCACCAUCCUGAACCCCCACGUCCACCUGAUCGGCGAGGACGCCGCCUGCAUCGCUUACAUCCGGCUGACUCAGUAUGUGGACGGCCAGGGCCGGCCGCGGUCCAGCCAGUCGGAGGAGACUCGGGUCUGGCAUCGCAGGGAGAGCAAGUGGCAGAACAUCCACUUCCACUGCUCAGGGGCGCCGGCCGCGCCUCUCCAGUGAGGGCUGAACGCUGCCGUUGCAUCCGUCAGGAGUUGCUCUGCUGGAGUGAGGAGGAGGAGGAGGAGGAGGAGGAGGAGGAGGAAAGAACAUGUCAAGUGUUGGCUUGGGGGGGCAGGUCUCCUUGCCCUUCGAUAACCCCCCCUCACUGGACUCCUGGCCUCUACUGCCCCAGCAUGCAUCUCUUCCUCUACUGCCCCCUGCCCGUCACCCACCGUACAACGACACCUCCUGACAAGCAUCCAUCGACCGCUACGCAGCCCCCCCCUCCUCCUUCCUCCAGCACGCCGGGUGUUUGACAGAGGUGGGGGUGGUCUCCAGUCCUGGGUGUGACUCCUCCCCCCGUGAUCUCUUUCCCACCCCCACAAUUUUUGUGACAUCGCCUCUCGUCCUGCUGUGAAUCCGCACUUGUGUGACAUAAACACUGCACUGGAAAUACAGUAUGUAAAGUUUUAAGUAAAAUCUACUAUUAUCAUGACAAUAUUCUAAUUAUUACUAUCAUUAUUAUUAUUAUUAUUAUUAUUAUUAUUACUACUACACAUUUGCAAUUGUACAUGUAAUUUGUAUAAUUCAGAAUUCUUGAUUUUUAGAGUCGAAGGAAGUUUUUGUUUAUCUUUUUAAGGAAGCAUGUUUUUCCCAUAUAACAUAACAGUGGCUGUUUUUUUUAAUUGUGGCUAAGUGGAAAAGGAUAUUGGCAGUUUGUUUUUUUUGUAAUUUGCUGCUUGUAUGUUAGGUAUAAUACUGUGCACAAACUCGUGGUCAGCAGUUUUUGUUUGUUUGGGAGUUCUGGGGGAUGGAAACAGAUGCAUUCAAAGACCACUUUUCUGUUGCCUGCAGUCAAGUCAACAUUAAGAUUAAUUUAUAUAAUAAAUAUACUGACUGAAUCCAUCAAGGAACUAAAGAACCCAAAUAUAAUCAUGAUAAACCCUGUUUGCAGCUACGAAAUUAAAAGCAUCUGUUCCCAAAAAGGGAAUUUUGCAGCUAAUAUCAUGAGAGCAGUCCUUUAAAGUCCAGGAGUGAAACACUGAAGGGGGGGGGGGGGGGGCUCUAUAGGCAGAAAUGCAGACUGAUAUUCAGAACUUUAUUCUCAUCUGUGUAAGCUCAUGAACAUGAGGAUUGUUUUGUGUUGAUUUGCUGCAGAGCUUUUUGUUUUGUUUACGAAGCCUUCUUUGAAGCUGCACCGGUUAAAAAGUUAAGUCCAAAAUUAGAAAGUGGAAAUUUGAUUUAAAAAGAAGAAAGAAUGCUUGUUGGAGGUGGUUUUGCAGUAAACAUAACAAGAGACUAUGGAUGAGCUUUGCAGAUAAAUUCCCAAGACUUACACGUGUAAAAAGCCAACUUAUAACGACGAGAAAUAAGGAUUCCACCACCGUUCAACCAGAGGCGGCUGCAUUUGUGCAACGUGGUGCAUUAUUACCGUUGCUGAAUCAUCUGGGUGACAGGAGGAGCGCGGAGGAGCAGUGACGAUGCCCCGCUCUUCUUCCUCCGUCUGAUGCACAGAUCAGCUGGAAUAUUAAAUCAGAUGUCCUGCUUUUAAAGGGCUGUGUGAGGCGUUUAUGAAGACCUGUCCCAUAUGUUAAGCCCCUGUGGCUACGUUCUCUCUGCCGCUUGUUGACGACGUUAUCUGACUUAUUUUAGUUGCAGCGAUCCAGCCAGUAGAAGCUUCUGGAUCCCCAGCCACCGGAGGUUUCCCGUGUUUUCCUCUCGUACCUGAAAUGGGCGACCCGGUUAGUUGCGGUAAUCAAUUUCUGCCACUCGCAGCUGCUACUGUACAUCCUCCACAAUUUAUAAAAGCUGUCCCAUGAUUAACAUUUUUAAACCUGCGAAGCUAGAAACCAUGAAAACAUUCAGCCUUGCCUUUUGGUAAAUGAGGGAGUAUUUGGAAUAAUAUUGUUCUAUUGAGGUGUAAGGAAUAUAUAUUUUUUUUUUUCAUGAGGCUUAAUAAAAUAAAUAUGUCAAUGCUUAAGAAAAGUGCCAUUAACAAUCAGAAACGAUACUUCUGCACUAUCAAUGAUUCAUCCUCGAGCCCUUCCGGAUGCUUGUUUCUCUUCUUGCUUCUGGCUCUCGGGGUGAUGGAGACGCGCUGUUGGUGCCUGCCUCUGUUGCUAGGAGACGGCUCGGUUUUUCAUCAGUUUUGUUUGCACGUUUUGGUUUUCUUUCUAUGGUUUGCGUCGCAUCCAAAUGUUGUUUUUUUUAUGGCAUGAAGUGCUUGUAGUGGGGGUGCGGGACUGAGACUCGGCUCCUCUGUGGUCCGCUGGUCUGCCGUCGGCUGCCUUCAGGUUCGUCUCACCGACGGUCCGACCCAGAGGUGCAGGGAUCCGCAAGCCGACAGUCAGCGAGGCCAACAAUCCUCAGGUUUCUAUUUAUUUUCAAUAUUUAUUUAUUUAUUUAUUUCAUUUAAUAUUUUUACUGUGCUUUUUUUUUUCUUCCUAUGAUUAUCUUGUUGUGCACCUCAUGCAUUCGUGCAAGCACCGCUUGUUACGACGAUCUCGGUGGGCUUUUAAAGGGAGAGUACACGGCCUGCUGCCGUGGACACGGUUCGUUUAGCCGGACUCAUUUCGAGCAGACUCAAAUCAGUGUCGGAGUGGGGUUUAAACGUCCGUCCCCACUUUUUAAGAUGGUGAAUUUUUGUCAGAUCAAGGCCUUUCUCCAGGUGAACCACUGAGAGUUUUUGUACUGGCGUGUCAUACUAAUACUAAAAGGUCAAAGGGCAUUCGAGUAUUGAAACACAACCCCCACUCCUCUCCAAAAAGAGAAAAAAACCAAGAUGAAAUAGCGGCAUGUACAGUUCAAAGGUGUCCCCGGCCUUACACAUCAGUAUGGUAGGAUCACGUAUGUAAAUGAGGGAGUUCACAGUAUUAUUACGCAGCGCAGCUGGAAUCAUCCUUGCAUGAGCAUCAACACUUGUUUUGUUUUUCUUUAGUUUUUAUGUGUGUUUUUAUUUGGGUUUUCAUUUUGUACUGAAUGCCGGUAAACUCGACCUUUCCCUAUUUUCUCAGCUUUUUAAGUGCAUAUGACUAUUUUUGUCUCAAGAUGAUAUAUAUUGAAGAAGAUUCUAAUGCUAAGGAUUAUUACAUGAAGGACGGCUAUGAGGAAGUGAACGAUGAUGACGGUGUGUUGAUGAUUAUUGUGCAUGUUUUCCUGUGGGUCUGUGUGUUUUGUACAUGAAGCAUCAGUGAGGAGAUCAAGUGGAGCUGCUGUCUUCACUCUGAACUUCUGCAUCUACUUUCUGCAGCAGCCAUGAAGCUGCACUGACAACACUGACUGGGACUCUCGUAGGAUGUCUUUCACUCUUUCUGCUGCUCCGUCUGUUUCCAACCUUCUUCAAUCACUCCUCUCUUUCUAGUUUUCACUUGUCUCUUUUUGUCAGUUUGGCUUUUAUUCUGUAUUAUAAUAUUAAUCCUCUACUUCUCUGAUUCUUGGGAUUUUUGCUCUGUUGGCUUACGUGCUACACGUGUUUCUCUAACUUCAAGAAAAUGUGUUCAGCUGUUAUCAAUAAAAUGACCAUUUAAA